AUGGGGCGAAAUUCUUCAUUCAAAGCUGUGAAAUUUAUCGACUCCACACACGAAGUUCUGCGAAGUUACAAUAAACCACAAACAUCUAAACGUAAAAGAACUAAGCUCACUGAGGAGCAGCUGGGUAUUUUAGAAAAAUCGUAUCGGACAAAUCACCAUCCGCCUUCCGAAACCAAGGAAUCAGUGGCUGCAAAAAUUGGCAUUCCUAUGAAGAACGUACAGAUUUGGUUCCAGAACAGACGUGCGAAGGAUAAAAAUAUAAAAGAGUACAUUGUGGCUGAAUCAAAGAGGAGACACGAGGAGUCAUAUUCUACAUUAAAUCGAAGAAUCGAUACGGAUUUUAUGAUCAGAGGCAGCUCUGUCAGCACCCAUCACCCAAGUUAUAAUUCUCCAGCACAUGAUCACGUUAUGUGUAAAAGUAGCACACGUAAUUCAUACGAUGGAUCAUAUGAUAGUCAUGACAGAUAUUAG
Molecule: messenger RNA, 471 nt
Organism: Vavraia culicis subsp. floridensis
Lineage: Eukaryota; Fungi; Microsporidia; Pleistophoridae
Exons: 1
Coding region: 1-471 (156 amino acids)
Biological process (GO): regulation of DNA-templated transcription
Cellular component (GO): nucleus
Molecular function (GO): DNA-binding transcription factor activity, RNA polymerase II-specific; transcription cis-regulatory region binding
Source: RefSeq, a predicted model, not a curated record